Molecule: messenger RNA, 342 nt
Organism: Eurypyga helias (sunbittern)
Lineage: Eukaryota; Metazoa; Chordata; Aves; Eurypygiformes; Eurypygidae
Gene: PPDPF
Product: pancreatic progenitor cell differentiation and proliferation factor
Exons: 4
Coding region: 1-342 (113 amino acids)
Biological process (GO): multicellular organism development; cell differentiation
Source: RefSeq, a predicted model, not a curated record
AUGGCAUCCAUCCCAUCGAGUGGCUCGCUCAUGGCAACACACAACUACUACAGAAGGCGCCUGAGCUCCACAUCCAGCAACAGCUCCUGUGGCAGCUCGGAGUACUCUGGGGAGGUCAUCCCCCACCCCCCGGGUCUGCCCAAGUCUGACCCCGGCCACUGGUGGGCCAGCUUCUUCUUCGGGAAGGCGACUCACCCGGCCAUGACAACCGUGUCGGAGUCCCCGGAGAGCCUGGGAGCACUGCGGGUGACGACAGGACCGAUGGCAUGUGGCUUGGCGCCAGCCCCAGGAGCGGGACGGAGGCGUCACGUCAGUGAGCCCAGCUCCGGGCCCUCCGCAUGA